Hibiscus syriacus is the source of this 615-nucleotide messenger RNA. RefSeq lists its product as uncharacterized. Gene Ontology annotation, cellular component: Golgi apparatus. Lineage: Eukaryota; Viridiplantae; Streptophyta; Magnoliopsida; Malvales; Malvaceae. Bases 217 to 375 code for a protein of 52 amino acids. The transcript has 3 exons. The record is from RefSeq and is a predicted model, not a curated record.
UCUGACAGAGUUUGCCAGUUUGGUAUCUCUUUAGCAUAAGAAAGUUACCACGGACCCCAAAUCUCGCAACUGAGAAUUACGAACCCAGCAGAUCCAGGUUUUUCAAAUUAACCCUAAAUAUUCUCCUCUCUGUUAGUUCCUUCCAUUUCUGCGGCCGGUGAGCCAAAUCCCCUGCGUUUAGAACCAGAGUUGUACUCAAAGGAAACACCCCCAAUAAUGUCUUUCAAAACAAUGAUAGAGGUUGAACCGCCGAGUCCGUUAAGAUAUAUCAUCGGAGCAACGGUCAUGAUGAUCGGAGUCGUAUUGCCAGUGGGAUACAUGAUGUUCCGUAACAAACGUGUCCCUUCCUCUUCCUCUUAUUCCAAACAGACGUAGGAACAAAGUUUUAAUAUAGAGAUAUUGGUUGAAGAGAGAUAUUUUUUUACACGAAAUUGAUGGUUUAAAUUUGAAGUUGAGGGAAGUGUUGAAAGAAGGCCUCGAAUGACCUGCAGAUACAAAAAUGUCAAUGGCUUAUAAAACCCUCAGUCCUAUUUUGUGUUAGUUGUUUGGGUAUUAAUUGAAGUUUAAAAGAUGAAAUGUGUUGUUUUGUUCAAAAUAUGGAUUUUGAUUAGGUUG